GAAAACAGGACUUUGAAAGUUAUCCAAUACAAGUGGCGCCAUAUAUUAUCAAAACUAGCGUUGGAUUGGUACAUCUUUCAUUGAUGCCCUGCGUUAUAGAACAGAAGAUUUACCCCUACCACUAAAGAAGAGGAUCGAGUUUCCCUGGAUCAGCGCUUUGCCACAUCCAGUUUUAUUUUAUUGUAUUCAGAGUUAGUCAGUCUGUUGUUAGCGCUCAUACUAUAUACAUCAAUAGAAUUGUAUUUUUGAUAAUCGAGAAUAAAUCUUUUUAAAAAGCAAGUAGACUGACUCGGUCAGAUAAUUGGCGCAGCCAGAUCGGAUUUUCGGGCUGUUUCGCGAAUCAAUCGAGACCGCGAAGCAGUUUUCGUAUCGACGAAUUUACCGGAAAAAACGGCCUACGGACUAAAGACUUUGUUGAGUGGGAGUUCGAGCGGAACCGGUCUAUCGAAGACUGCAGCUACCACCUACGAAGUCAGGGAUUUGGACCACACAUCGCCCAAAUCUGCAAGCGGAACAUUUUGGAGAAGGACCAGAUCGCCCAACCAAGAUCUUCCCCUUAUAGUUAAGCAACCAAGUAAAGACAAAGAAAGAAACGUGAUGCACUUGAUCAUCCUCGUAUUAGCGCGCGCGACGAUCAAUAUGAAUGGGAAUGCAGGCAGAGGCAGUUGCAGAGAGAGCAACGCCACAGGGAACGAAUGGAGGAAGAAAGGAUGCGACCGCCGUCACCUCCACCUGUCGUUCAUUAUACGGAUCACGAGGCAGCGGCCGUAGCUGAGAAGAUCAAGCAGGAUGAAACUUUCACGAAAGCUGUACAGAUUGUUAUAACCUGGCUAGAUAGAGGUGACUGUAACAAAAGGAAUGUCAACACCUUUUAUUCAAUGAUUCAAUCUACGAACUCGCACAUAAGGCGUCUGUUGAGCGAGAAAUCUCAAUAUGACGAUGAGCUAAGAAAGGCUAAAGAAUUGAUGAAGGGCAGAAUGCAGGGAAUUUUGCUACAGUGUAAGUAGUUAUUUUAUAUUGAAUUUGGUUCUUUUCGGGGGUACAGGUCUUUUACAAUAUUGCACACCUAAAGUAUAGCAAGGUUACUGCUUCCAGUACUUUCAUCCCAAUUCACUCAACAUCUAUUUGAUAUGGUUUCAAAAUCGGAUCUCCCUGCCAUUAGAAUGUCUGUACAAAAAAUAAUUUAACAUCUAAG
This is a messenger RNA of Acanthoscelides obtectus, 1195 nucleotides long. NCBI's taxonomy places the organism in Eukaryota, Metazoa, Arthropoda, Insecta, Coleoptera, Chrysomelidae. The record is from the annotation of a GenBank genome assembly.